AGAUGCUGUUCAACAUCCAAGCCAAAAGGUUGUGUGCCUCGCAACAGCCACAGCGACAGCAACAGGAGCAACUGAAGCAACAGCAACAUCAAUCGUUUACAGUUGAACAUUCAAAUGAAGUAAUAGCAACUGCGAAACGUGCAACAAGUCACAGGACAAUAUUUUUUUUUCAAAGUGCCAAAUAUAUAUGAAGUGCGUUUCUGUGUGUCAAGUUUACAAUACCAGAGUACCAUAGUAUUUAUUUUUUUUGUGAAUUGAAAGCAAUGCAAUAGUUAUCCGAGCACCCCCAUCGAAUCACUCAAAUUACCUGAAAGCAGCCACGGAAGUACAACAAAUCAGGAUACCACAUACCUGAUCUACUCAUCAUACCUAUAAUGUAUAGCACAUUAAACCAUUAAGCCAUUCACUGAGGACCUGACUAGCAACAGACGCUUUAACUAACAUUGAUCAAAAAAGAAACAACUAAAACAAAAAGAAUACAAAGAGAAAAACUUUGAUGCCAACAAUAUUUUAAAUGCGAAAGCCAAGGGAAAAGAAAUCAUAAGCCAACAAGGUAACCAAAACAGAGGAAUCCUAACUCAAUCUCAAUCGAGGCCGAAGACACCAAAGAAGACAAAUUAAGCAUGACUAUGACAGCCAUUUGCUUUGUGUGCAACCUGCCCAUCAUGUCGCACCAAGUGGGUUUGGUGUGGCAGGGCGGCAACGGCUGGGACGAUCUUGUGCGGGAGCAGCUGGAGGAGUCCACCAUACGGCAGCGGUUGGGCGGACGACGGGACUCAGCGGCCCAGAUCACCACACCGCCGAGCACCUCGCCGCCGCCAGGAUUGCAGCGCCGGCGGCGCAGCUCGCUGGCCCAGCUGACGGACAUCCUGCGGGAGUGGAGCGGCGGCACCAAACAGCAGCAGCAGCACCACUCGCAGCAGCAGCAACAACAGCUGCAGCAGGCAUCCCGCUCCAAGGCGCAGCUGAAUCGACGCGAAACGCUGGCGGAUCUGGCCCGCAGUCUGCCGUGGCGCACCUCAACCACCACCGAUGCGAGCACGGGUGCCGGUGGAUCGGGUGGUGGUGGCUGCACCACUUACAUGGCGCCACGCAAGCGACGCGAAUCAUCCGCGGACUCGGGCAUCCGGAGCAUGAGGUCGCGACGAGACUCGAAUACCGCCGAGUUCGUCAGGCACUGGAAUCGGCGCGAAAGCGGGGCAGUUGAGGAGCAGCCCAGCGUCUCCGUGCCCGUCGUCGUCGAGUGCUCUAAAAGCGCAUCCCGGCGCGGAUCCGGUGAGAGCUACCUGUCCAGCAGUCGACGCGAUAGCAAUGUGGCCGGUCGGGUGACCACGCCACCGCCACCCGGCAAAUACCAGAUGACCAAGAAGCGCGACUCACUGGCCGCGCCGGAAUUCCCAAACUUUCGGCAGGAGCAGCGCCCGUCCACCAGUUCCGCCGGCUCCUGUUCGGACCACUCCAUGCCCCUGAUCUCGACGCAUUCGAGCACUCACCACCUGGCCCAUCAGCAGGUGGACUCCGCGUGCCAAGCCCUGCCGCCGCCAACGAUCAUCACUAGCUCCGUGACGCCACCGGCAACGAGUCCGACGGCGCCGAAGGGUCGCCGCGAUUCGCAGACGCAGUGCGGCCGUGUCAAUCGGCGGGAUUCCAAGGCAGGCGUCAGUCCGGAGCGGGCGCCACGCCUACAGCGGCUGCAACGCCAGGCGACCGCCUUCGACGAGGGCUGCCUGCCGGGCGGCAGUAGGCGUGGCUCCCAGCCCGCACUCAGUCCCGAUCCGCCGGACGAUUGCGAGAGGCGCACCUCUCGACGGGAUUCCCUGUCACCGGAUAGCGCGUCGCGUGGCGGUCGUCGAGAUUCGCGAACGCAUCUAUCGCCGGAUCGAUCCCACGAGCGGGAUGGUAGUCCAAGGCGGCAUACACUCCGCAGGCAGAGCAGUUCGGCAGCCAGAUCGCCGAGAUCGCCGGACUCGAAUAGCUGCUGCUCCUCCCGGGAUCCAAGUCCCUGUUCUAGGCCACAAACGCAGACCACCGUCGAGCAGAACCAGCGGCCGGCCAUUCGGAGGCAGUCCACCACCGAGGAGAUACUGAUCGCCAGGGGAUUCCGCCGGCAGUCGACCACCGAGGAGAUGAUACGCUGCAGGAACUUCCGGCGACAGAGCUCGCAGAGCGACGACGUCUGUCGUUAUCGUGGCAGACGCGAUUCGUCGGCGCAGAUAAUUGACGGCACCAUCGGCACCAUGACCGUGGAAACAACCAGUACAUUUUUCGACUCCAGCACCCAGACAGAACCAUCGCCGCUUUAUGACAACAAUCACUAUCAUGAGGAGUGCCUGCGCUGCAAUUCGUGUGGUCUGAACUUGACUGGGCCCAAUCAAAAACGGGCCAGGAGAUUCAAGAACCAGAUCCUGUGCGACCUGCAUUUCGCGGACGUGGCCCUAAUGGAGUGCUCCGAUUUCAUGCAGCAGCUGCGGAGCUUCAAGCCGCAAUCCUUGGGCUGCGCGGUGGCCAGGCGCAAAAGUUCCACAACGCUGAUAUUCCCGCUGCCACCGCAGGCUUGCUCAGAUGAGUUCUGCGAGGAGUAUCCGCACAAUCUGAUGCCCACUCCCGGCUACUGGAUCGAAUGCUCCCGCCAGAAGAUCACUAUGCCCACCCCGCACACCAUUUGGGACGAGAGCGACUCGGAGCACGAGGACAUUCGGGCAGGAAGUGCCAGCGAUGCCUAUUUGGAGCGCGAGUGCAGCGAUCUGUACGAGGAUGAUGAGGACUCUGAGGCUACGCCCAGUCCGCGCAAAAAGACCACCAUCGAGGAGCAGUGGGACCAGCAGGGCGCAUUCGAACUGAUCUCUGUGGAACAGGAGACGUACGAGAAGUACUUCUAUGGCACCGAGCACUGGAACUACUUCACCAGCGAUGAGGACCUGGGUCCGGUCAUCCUGUCCAUCAAGCAGGAGACGCUCAACGGACGGGAUCAGUUCCGCAUCCUAGUACGGGCUGGUUCCUACACGGUGCACGGACUGAUACCGGCGUCCUGUGUGUUCGCAGAUAGAUAUAAUCGCGAGGAGGUAGUUAGAUCUUUAGGUAAAGAAGUUAAUUUAAAUCCACCUUUAACGUUAGGACAAUUACCCGAUACGCCAGAGGAAUUAUUAAAAUUAGAUCAGGUUUUUAUAAAAUCAGAGUUAAAAGUUGGCGUCAUAUUUGUCAAAGAGGAUCAGUAUACCGAAGAGCAAAUUCUGGACAAUAAUGAAAAUUCACCGCUCUUCGACGAAUUCCUCACUCUUCUGGGCGAUCGAGUUCGUCUGCGCGGAUUUGAUAAAUACAAAGGUGGCCUUGAUACGGUGCACGACCUGACAGGUCUCUUCUCCGUCUAUACGAACUGGCGCAACAUCGAGAUCAUGUUCCAUGUGUCCACGUUGCUGCCGUACGAGAAGCACGAUCCGCAGAAGCUUCAGAGGAAGCGUCACAUCGGCAACGAUAUCGUCUGCGUGGUAUUCUUGGAGGCGGAUAACACACGCUUCAGUCCCGCCUGCAUCAAGAGCCAUUUCCUGCACACCUUCAUCCUGGUUCGCGUUUCGGCCAGGAUUAAACACAAGCCCACGCGAUACGAGGUGUCCGUGGUGACGCGUGACGAGGUGGGCGCCUACAAGCCCUAUUUGUGGGAGCAGUCCGUCUUCGAGAAGGGGCCGAUGUUCCGGGAAUGGCUGCUGACCAAGAUCGUGAAUGGAGAGAGAGCCUCCUAUUCGGCACCGAAAUUCGCGCGGAUGCAGGAGCGUACGCGAUCGCAGAUGCUCGAGGAUCUGGUGAUGAAUCUAUCGAAUCAUGCGGAAACUGGACAGAUACCGAAGCCAUAUAGACGCGGCAGUUGGCGACCGAUCGGUGAGGAUGAAUAUAUCAAAAUGUUGCAUGCCCGUGUCCUAGACAACAACACACACCACGAGCAGCAGCAGCAGUUGCUGCUGCAGCAGCAACACAUGCAGCACACGCAGCACAUGCAACACUUGCCGUCGCACAACAUUUGCUGCUAUUGCAACAACAAUGCCACUGAGCUGCACACAGCGGGUGCAAUACACAACAAUAAUGACAACAACAACACCACCACCACCACCACAUUCACACACAGACACAACAACAACAACAAUAAUUACUCUGAGCAGCAGCAACAACAACUGCCACAACAGCAGCAACAUGACAGCCAACAGCAACAACAAUUGCUGCAGCCACAACAACACCAACUGCUACACCAACUGCAAUUGUCGACGUCGUCACUCACACACACGUCGUGCUGUGCCAUGUUGCACCUGUGUGCGAGGCAUAGUCACAUGCGACCCUCGUCACCGCUGCUGGAUUCCGUUCGCGAUCAAUUCGAGGACUACGAUCAGUUGGCCAAGGACUUUACCCGCGUAUUUCUAAACGAAGAACCAUCGUGCCUGACCAACGCCCAUCUCUUCGAUGUCGUAUUCCUGGUGGGUCAGUCCAAGCAAAAGGCUCGAUUUAUUGGAGUUCGAGCUAUUCUCGGAGUACGGAGUCGAGUCUUUCAGGAAAUGCUCUAUGGCAUUCAGACCGGCUUCGGAUCGCCGCAGAUUCCGGUUGCGGAAAUCUUUGCGCGACCAGCUCCAUCGCUGGUCUCCCCGCAAAACCAGAAACCGAAGAGCAACAACUAUCUGACCGUUCCCGAUUCCGAUUCGAUACGACCGAAAAGUGUGCCCUCGUCGCCGAUGGUGAAGAGGGCCUUCUCCCGACUGGGAACCAUUACGGCCGGAUGGGGUCGGUCCAUACGGAACAAGAACACCAACCAACUGAAUCCGGAUGACAAGAAGAAGUGGAUAUCGUCGACAGAUUACAGGGACAGCAAGGACAAGGACAAGGACAAACCGGGCAAUAACCAGCUGGCCGUGCCACGCCUCUCCGUCUGCGCCGACGCCCAGAAGGUCGAUCGCGCCAAAUUGGCCCAAACGGAGUUCAACAUCAUCGAAUUCGAUCCGGACACAUUCCGAGUUCUGCUCGACUACCUGCACACGGGCACCUGUCCGCUGACCUGCGUCUCCAUACCAGGGUUACUAUGUGCCGCGGAGCACUACGACCUGCCGGAGCUGUUGCAGGCGUGCUUCCAUCACUGCAAGCAGUUUCUGCGCAUCGAGGUGGUCUGCCCGAUGCUCAUCUCGCUGGAGAACUACUACUGGCGCUACACAUCCGCCUCCGAGCUGGUCAACAUGAUCCUGUCGUUCGUGGAGAGCAAGGCGCACUCGCUGUUCAAGUGCCCGGAGUUUCUGCACCUAUCCGAAUCGAUGGUGCAGAUGAUCAUGUGCCGGGAGUUGCAGACGCCCGAGAUACGAAAGUUUGAGGCAAUGCUGGCGUGGGCCCAACACAAGGUGGGCAAACUGAAAAAUCAUCCGAACAAGGACACCCAGUUCGAGUUCGAAUGCAUUAUGGAGCGGCUGACGCGUGAUCUGAAUCUGUGCCGGAUCUCGCCCAGCGAACUGCUCACCGUCGUCCUGCCCUCCAAAUCGAUGAAGAACGAACGCAUCAUGGAGACGCUCAUGGUGCAGGUGAAUCUGGGGACCUACCGGAUGCCCGAGUUGGAUGCGUAUCGUCAGCAGUUGCGCCAGCAGGAGUCCGCCGAGGCCACCGUCCAGGUCCACCGGGCCCAUCAGAACCACCACAAUCCGCCACCCAUCGAUGCCCGUGCCUAUGCCAUGGCCUCCCUGGCCGCCGCCCUUGAGAUGCAGAAUUCGUCGAAUCCCCUACAGUCGAACGCCGCCCGCGAUGCCGCCGACGAGGAGGUGGAGCUAUAUGCCAGUUUUGAUAAUGCACCCAGCACCAGUCGGGUGGCCGCCCAAAUGCAGGCCGCCAAGGAGGCGCGCCGGAAGCGAUGGGCGGCCGAUGGGGCCAGCGGGAGCAGCGGGGACGGCGGAUGCGCCAGCGGGAGCAGCGGCAGCGGGCGGCGCUACUAAUUGGAUGGAUGUGUUCCCGUAUGACUGGUCCUAAGACUUAUGGCUAACACACAUAGAAAUUCGCCAUUAACUAUAUAAGAAAACUACAAAUUGUGAAAAAUUUUUUCUCAGCCAUAACCUUUUGGAAAUUGUAAUGAUAAUUCGGAAGAAAAUUUUGAAAAUAUUUGGAUAAAUUAUAUAGAAUUGCAGUGGCGAAUUUCUUUAAUUUGAGCGUACUUUCAUUAUGAUUGUGGCGAAUAAUUCUGAGCAGUGAUUGCGAAAAUACCGAUUUUAUUUACAAAUAAACUCAGUUAAGUUCAAGGCAGUUCGCUAGAUUAGCUAUUGCAAAAAAAAAAAACAUAAUGCUUUAAUUCAAUUGUAUAUGGGUUAUUCAUACAUUAUAAAAUGUCGCUUAAAGGUGGCUUGAUCAAUCAUUUUUACAAAUGCCCCAAAUUUCAAGAAUUUUAAGAUGAAGGGGGUAAAUUUCUAUAAAAAAGUUCCUUACAUUUGAUAAACAUAUUUUCUAGUUAGUAAUUCAUAGAGAAUAUUUCUAAACUCAAUGUUCAUAUCUAUAUACUUAGAUAGGCUAUUGGUUUUUUGGGGUAUGAUUGAAGCUUUUAAGUAUACUUUUCAACACUGUGCGAAUAUGACUGGCUUGUGUGUGUGUGUGUGCAUAUGUGUGUUUUUUGUGUAUGUGAGUGGUUUUGAGUGAGUGUGUGAGUGGUUUUGAGAGUGUGUGUGUGUGUGUGCGUCUAACCAACCCAUCGCUCGAAAGACGCCCGAACUAUCCAAAUCGAAACUGACAUUGUUAACUCUUACAUUCACCCCGGAAUGACAAGAGCCCCCAAUUUUUUGGGGGAUGCAUAUAGAGAGAGAGCGGAGGGAGACGGCGGCCCAAAACCCACCCCCUCCCGCCCCCCCUCUACAAGAGAUAAUGUUAAAAGCAUAAGCAUUUUCUACAAGUAUUACCCAACAUACAUACAUACAUAAAUGUGUACGUCGUGCAAAAUUGUCCUAGGAAGGUAUGUGUAGAACUAGUCUGUUAAGGAACCACUGUGGCAUUCGAUUUUUGAUACCCACACAGUCGAGGAUAAACAGAAAAAGAAAAAGGAUUACAAAAAAAAAAAGUGCAGCAAGGAAAAACAUUCGCAAAAAAAAGGGAAAAAACAAGAAAAGGAAAUAAAAACAAACGCUUACUGAUGUAAAACAAAGACUUAAAACUAAAACAAAAAAAACAAACAUGAAACCAAAUGAAUAAAAUAUAAAACAAAUUUUUUUAAUCAAUGUUAUUGGACAAAUGUAAGCUGAACAAAAAGAUCCUCUCUAGCCCCGACCCAUUCCCAUUUCCAUUCCCAUUGUAAGACAUUUUCCAGUUCCCUCGAUAUAGAACGAGUUACCCCAGAAGAACUCAAUUUACGACCUAAGAAAUUACUAUAUGAUGUACUUAAAUGUUCAAAAGAAUUGCAAGCAUAAUCUUAACUGUUUGAACGCUUUUUUUUUGGGUUUUUUGUAUUGUCUGUUAAUUUGUUACUACCAAAAGACAAGGAAGCAUAUUAUAGAUAAGUAUCAACAUUUCCAGUCAAGUUGGCUGCACACCUGUACAUUUAAUACUGGUUAAUAUAGUUAUGCUAAACCGUAAAAUCAACACAACACUUGCAGAACUGCAAGUGAAGCGAGAGUCCAGAGAACCAGAAAACCGAUUCAUAAGUGCAAUAUCUAAGUGUAUGUUUGUAUAACCAAUAAAUUAACUUGAUCUAAGAGAACGAGCAGGUGUAAAUCCCCAAAAACAGUCACUGCUUUUAUGAAUAAAAAAAAUCCCGGAAGAUCAGCCCUAAAGAUAAAUUCAACUAAAGGCCAAAACCACCAUUAAAAAAUAAAAUUGAAUGAUUGAAAAAAACCUAAUAUUACCAACUAAAUAAUUUGUCAGCAUAGAGCUCAUUGAAGAAAAACGACAAGAACCCUGCAGAUCAUAGAGUCAUCAAGAGUAGUGAACAGAUAAGCCCAUAGAAAAUCGUUUUCCACAUUCCCUUUGGAAAUCAGUUGACCCAACUUUUGACCAGUACCAUUUCUCGGAUAGAUUUACUUUUCUAACACCACCAUUCACUUAUGAAAUAUUUUCCUACUGGAAUUCUUCAGUUGCUAAAAUGACCUAGUUUCGGUCAAUAAACUAAAGAUGGCAAAUUCUGAUGCAACAUGAAAACUAAAUGUAAACGGCAGCAUUUCCAAAAGGGUUUCACUUAAAUGUUCAAAGACGCAUAUAUCAAAAUUCAAUGUCUAACUGUACAACCAAGUUUAUCAAGUGUCUGGCAGGUCAUACAUAUGUAAGCAUAUAAUUAAGCAAUUACAGUAUAUAUAUAAAAAAAAAAAAGAAAAACAAGGCCAGAAGAAAAAGAACCCUAACAAGAAAGGCAAACGGAAAUCAAUAACUAAACGCUUUCAGUGUGCAAUAACCGAAUAACUAACAUUAACGUCUAAUAACCAGAUAAACGAACAGAUAAACUGUAAGCCAAAAGCUAAAACUGGAAAAUAAUGAAUUUGGAAAACUGUAGCAGGCAAACGUUUUUGGGGCCUGUUUCUUAUUUUUUUUUUUUUUUUUUUGUGGAAAACUUGGAUUGCAACAGAAACGAGCAGUUAUAAUGAAAAAAAAAGAAAAAAAUAGGUAAAAACAAAAACAACACUCUUCGAAGCAUUUUGAGACAGAGAAGGCCGAGUGCCAUUCAAUUCAAAAGUUAGUUAUACAAAUGUUGUACGUUUUUUUGUUGACUAAUCUUUGAAAACAUUGAAAAGAGAAAAAAAUAGCAACAGAUUUAAAUGGACAUAAAGCAUAGCUGUAUUUUUACCGUCGCUCUAUCGACUCAAAUAUACUGUUUGAACUGAAUGUACUCAUCUGAUUAAUAUGAAUGUAUUUACCGCAGAUAUCCGAUAUACCGAAAAUAAACAAUAAGCGCUGUUUCUAUAUGUUCGCCCCGAUCGCCACCGCCCACCGCCCAUCGCCCCUCUGCCUAAAUUAACCCACCCAACCACCGGAUGGCAGAGUGGUGGUGCGCAGGGUGGUGCGAAACGGGCUCACUUUUUUGAUAGCAGAUUGAAUCAGGCAGGCAAUCGAAAAACAAAAUUUAAAAAAAAAUGAAAAAAACACCCGUGACUCCUUUUGAGCUGACGAUCUACAUCUACAAUAUACGCAAAUGAAAACCACAUAAGACAUUUGUUUAAUCGAAAAAGAAAAAAACGCAUUUGAAUGCGGAGUAAAGCUAAAUAAAUGUUGUAAUUGCCACAGCCAAGCAUAACAGGAG
This is a messenger RNA of Drosophila melanogaster (fruit fly), 9220 nucleotides long. It is a transcript of the gene rsh, whose product is annotated as radish. The record is from RefSeq and is marked reviewed. Gene Ontology annotation, biological process: regulation of small GTPase mediated signal transduction. The coding region runs from base 624 to 5948 and encodes 1774 amino acids. Gene Ontology annotation, molecular function: GTPase activator activity. Lineage: Eukaryota; Metazoa; Arthropoda; Insecta; Diptera; Drosophilidae. The transcript is spliced from 19 exons.